Mucor velutinosus is the source of this 2052-nucleotide messenger RNA. RefSeq lists its product as uncharacterized. The record is from RefSeq and is a predicted model, not a curated record. NCBI's taxonomy places the organism in Eukaryota, Fungi, Mucoromycota, Mucoromycetes, Mucorales, Mucoraceae. Gene Ontology annotation, biological process: lipid metabolic process. Bases 1 to 2052 code for a protein of 683 amino acids. Gene Ontology annotation, molecular function: acetoacetate-CoA ligase activity. The transcript is spliced from 8 exons.
AUGACCAUGACCUCUGACGCUCCUACGCUUGUGCCUGAAAACGCAUUGACUACUGACCCCAAAUGCCUUUGGACACCUUCUCAUCCAGAGAACACACACAUGGAGAAAUUCCGCCAGCUCAUGCAAUCCAAGUAUCAAGAUGAGAAACUGGAUAACUACAAUGCACUCUGGAAAUGGUCCGUUGAAUACCCAGAAGUGUUCUGGUCUGAAGUGUGGGAUUAUACAAAUGUCAUUUCCUCCAGCAAGGGAAACCAUGUUAUCGAUAAAGCCGAGCACUUGGAUGCCAUUCCUGAAUGGUUCAAAGAGGCAAGACUCAAUUUUGCCGAGAACUUGCUGUGGUGUAGACGUUCUGAUAAAACUGCCAUCGUUGCUACUGGUGAAGGCCAUGGCAAGCGCUUCAUUAGCUAUGAAGAGUUAUAUAACGACGUUCUCAAAUUUGCUGAGGCUUUGAAGUCAUUGGGUGUCAAAAAAGGCGAUCGUGUUGCUGCUUAUAUUCCCAAUUGUGCAGAGGCUAUUAUUGCCAUGCUUGCCACCACCAGUUUGGGCGCUCUUUGGAGCUCUACUUCGCCCGAUUUUGGCACUACAGGUGUGCUUGAUCGUUUUAGUCAGAUCCAGCCCAAGGUGCUGAUCUCUGUCAAUGCUGUCAUCUACAAUGGUAAAACACUGAACCACAUCCCCAAGUUGAAGACUGUUGUUGAAGGCCUCCCAUGUCUCGAAAAGGUCGUCUUGAUCCCAUUCGUUGGUGAACUAGAGGAGCCUGAGAAAUACGAGAUUCCUUCCUUGGUUUCUUGGUCCAACUUUUUAAAGACUGUGCCUUCCGACAAGUUGCCCACUGACAUCCAAUUCGAACAGCUGCCAUUCAACCAUCCUGCCUUUGUAUUGUUCAGUUCAGGCACCACUGGUCUCCCUAAAUGUAUCGUUCAUUCGGGUGCUGGUCUCUUGCUUCAGUUGAAAAAGGAACACAUCAUCCACGGUGAUAUGAAUCCUGAAGAUGUGUUCUUUUACUAUACUACUACUGGCUGGAUGAUGUGGAACUGGUUGGUCGCUGGCCUCAGUGUGGGUGCUACAAUCGUCCUCUGGGAUGGAAGCCCUUUCAAGCCCUCUCCCAUCUGUUUGUGGGAACUGACAGAUGAGUUGAAGGUGACUCAUUUCGGUACCUCUGCCAAAUACAUUCAAUCGCUCCAAGAGGCCAAGGUGUAUCCUAUGGAUCUCUGCAAGCUGGAUACUCUCAAGGCUGUUUACUCGACUGGAUCUCCCUUGAAGCCCGAGAGUUUCGAUUUCGUGUACGAGCACAUCAAAAAGGACAUCAUGUUGGGUAGUAUCACUGGUGGUACUGAUAUCUGCUCCUUGUUUGCUGGUCAUAACGCUGCUCUGCCUGUCUAUCGCGGUGAAAUCCAAUGUAUUUGUUUGGGUAUGAACAUCCAAGCUUGGUCUGAUGAAAACAAGCCAGUGUAUGCCAGUGCUGCUGAUCUUGUCUGUGUCACUGCCUUCCCUUGUAUGCCAGUUUGUAUGUACGGUGAUGGUCCUGAAAGAACUAAGUACAAGAGCGCUUAUUUCGACGUGUAUCCUCACAUCUGGUAUCACGGUGAUUUCGUCUGGAUCAACCCCAACACGGGUGGUGUUGUGAUGCUCGGUCGUUCUGACGGUACACUGAACCCCAAUGGCGUUCGUUUUGGCAGUGCUGAAAUUUACAAUGUGGUGGAUAAGUUCAACGUGGAUGGCGGCAUUGAGGAUUCUUUGUGUGUCGGUCAAAAAAUCAAGGGCGAGGAUGAUGAGCGUGUUGUGUUGUUCUUAAAGAUGAAGGAUGGCAGUGAAUCCAUCUCGGAUGAGCUGGUCAAGAAGCUCAAGGUCACCAUUCGUAGUGAAUUGAGUCCUCGUCAUGUACCUGCCUUUAUUCUUGCUAUUAAGGACAUUCCUUACACUAUCAACGGAAAGAAGGUGGAGGUUGCUGUCAAGAAGAUCCUUGGCGGUCAAAAAGUCACUGCCACUGGUACUUUGAGCAAUCCUGAGAGCCUUGAUCACUAUUACAAUAUUCCAGAGUUGGUUCAAUAG